AGCCGUUACGUGUGGAACUUGAUUGCGGUUCCCGCUAGAAGCCAGUUUCAUUGCCCCGCGGAUCUCGGUGUGUCAACGUCAACAGAAGACAAUUGGAAAUCGAGGCUUGCGAGCAGUGAAAUCUGAUUUGAAUUUCAAUCAGUGUCGGGCUUUUGUCAGUUCCGAAAAAUGAAUAAACUUCCCAAUCAGGCGUGGCGUUCCACAGCCUCAGUUUCCAAUCUGCGACGAAAUGUCUCAAAAAUCGGCGGUGCAGCUUCCAAUCGAUGGGAAACCCGCAAAAACUCCACGGGCGUAGCCACUUGUCCACAUCUGGCUGAUUCGGAAGAAACCAGUGCCCCUCGAAUACACUCCACCUCGGAGUGGCAAAACGCCCUGCCCUACAAUCAAAUACCCGGACCGAAACCCAUUCCCAUUCUUGGGAACACCUGGAGAUUGAUGCCAAUAAUUGGUCAAUAUACCAUCUCUGAUGUGGCCAAAAUAUCAUCGCUGUUGCACGAUCGUUAUGGCAGAAUUGUGCGAUUUGGAGGUCUUAUUGGAAGACCCGAUCUUUUGUUCAUCUACGAUGCCGACGAAAUUGAAAAGUGCUAUCGAAGCGAGGGACCCACUCCCUUCCGCCCCUCGAUGCCCAGUUUGGUGAAAUACAAGAGCGUGGUGCGCAAGGAUUUCUUCGGAGAACUCGGCGGCGUAGUCGGAGUCCACGGAGAACCUUGGCGCGAGUUCCGUUCGCGUGUGCAGAAGCCAGUGCUGCAAUUAUCGACAAUUCGGAGGUAUUUACAACCACUGGAAGUAAUUACCGAGGAUUUCCUGGAGCGCUGCGAACAGCUGCUGGACGAAAACCAAGAGCUGCCCGAAGAUUUCGACAACGAGAUUCACAAAUGGUCCUUGGAAUGCAUUGGUCGAGUGGCUUUGGACACUCGGUUGGGCUGUCUGGAAUCGAAUCUGAAGCCGGACUCGGAGCCCCAGCAAAUCAUUGAUGCAGCCAAGUACGCCCUGCGGAAUGUGGCCACUUUGGAGCUAAAAGCUCCCUACUGGCGAUACUUUCCCACGCCUCUUUGGACUCGCUAUGUGAAGAACAUGAACUUCUUUGUGAGCGUUUGCAUGAAAUACAUUCAAAGUGCCACCGAGAGACUGAAAACUCAAGAUCCCAGUCAGCGUGCCGGCGAGCCUUCGCUGGUGGAGAAGGUCAUCCUGUCGGAGAAGGACGAAAAGAUUGCCACAAUAAUGGCUCUUGAUUUGAUUCUAGUCGGAAUAGAUACAAUAUCCAUGGCAGUAUGUUCCAUGCUUUAUCAACUGGCCACUCGACCAGUGGAGCAGCAAAAAGUGCACGAGGAGCUGAAGCGACUGCUUCCGGAUCCCAACACACCGCUCACUAUUCCACUGCUGGAUCAGAUGCACCACUUAAAGGCCUUCAUCAAGGAGGUGUUCCGCAUGUACAGCACGGUGAUCGGAAAUGGACGCACCUUGAUGGAGGACAGUGUCAUCUGUGGUUACCAGGUGCCCAAGGGGGUGCAGGCAGUCUUUCCAACUAUUGUCACCGGUAAUAUGGAGGAGUAUGUGACGGACGCGGCUACCUUCCGACCGGAGAGGUGGUUAAAGCCACAACAUGGAGGAACUCCCGGCAACCUGCAUCCUUUUGCGUCGCUUCCCUACGGUUAUGGAGCACGAAUGUGUUUGGGUCGGCGGUUCGCUGACCUGGAGAUGCAAAUUCUGCUGGCCAAGCUGUUGCGAAACUACAAAUUGGAGUACAACCACAAGCCACUGGAUUAUGCAGUCACUUUCAUGUAUGCGCCGGAUGGACCGCUUCGCUUUAAGAUGACGCGAGUUUAGGUUGUAGAUUUAGGAUUUCGAUUUUAUACACGAUGUUUGUUGAGAGAAAGAGUUGAUUUACGAACAAAUGUUGAUAUUUGUAUACAUAGGAUUAUAACAAACUAA
This is a messenger RNA of Drosophila ficusphila, 1932 nucleotides long. It is a transcript of the gene Cyp301a1, whose product is annotated as probable cytochrome P450 301a1, mitochondrial. The transcript has 7 exons. The coding region runs from base 169 to 1827 and encodes 552 amino acids. Gene Ontology annotation, molecular function: heme binding; oxidoreductase activity, acting on paired donors, with incorporation or reduction of molecular oxygen; iron ion binding. The record is from RefSeq and is a predicted model, not a curated record. Lineage: Eukaryota; Metazoa; Arthropoda; Insecta; Diptera; Drosophilidae.